AUGGAUCGGUGGGCGGCCACGGCUGCCGGCCCAGCGGCGGCGGGGGCGGCAGGGACGCCGUCCUACUGGUGCUACAGCUGCGAGCGGUUCGUGCGCACGGCGGGGGACGCCGGCCUGGUCUGCCCCGGCUGCGACGGCGGCUUCCUGGAGCAGAUGGACGCGCCGCCGCCGCGCAGGGCCGUCGCGCCCUCUGCCUUCCUCCGCCGCCGCGCCGCGGAGGCGCCCACCGAGGUCCGGCCCCGCCGCGGCCGGCGCGGCGGCGCGUCGGGGGACCGCUCCGGCUCCCCGUACAACCCGGUCAUCGUGCUCCGGCGCUCCGCGGCCCCGCCCGGCGACGAGGCCCCCGGCGCCACCAGCAGCUUCGAGCUCUUCUACGACGACGGCGCCGGAUCCGGCCUCCGCCCGCUGCCCGAGAGCAUGUCCGACUUCCUCAUGGGGUCCGGCUUCGAGCGCCUCCUCGAGCAGCUCGCCCAGAUCGAGGCCGGCGGCUUCGGCGCCGUCCGCCCCUGCGACAACCCGCCGGCCUCCAAGGCCGCCGUCGAGUCCAUGCCCACCGUCGUCGUCGCCGCCUGCCACGUCGGCGCCGACUCCCACUGCGCCGUCUGCAAGGAGGCCUUCCAGCUGGGCGACGAGGCCAGGGAGAUGCCCUGCAGCCACAUGUACCACCAGGACUGCAUCCUGCCGUGGCUCGCGCUGCGCAACUCGUGCCCCGUGUGCCGGCACGAGCUGCCCACGGACGUGGCGCGGCCUGCUCCGGCGAGCGACCUGGGCGGCGCUGACGACCAGGGCAGCAACACCGGGGCUGAGGCUGGCAGCGAGGAGGAGAUGACGGUGGGGUUGACGAUUUGGCGGCUUCCUGGAGGAGGCUUUGCCGUCGGGAGGUUCGCUGGUGGCCGGAGGGCCGGCGAGAGGGAGCUCCCAGUUGUCUACACCGAGGUGGACGGCGGUUUCAACAAUGGCGGUGCCCCGAGGAGGAUCUCAUGGUCAUCAAGAGGGAGCCGUUCGUCGCAGAGGGGAGUUAUUAGACGCAUGUUCGACAACAUGUUUGCUUGCUUUGGGCACACCCAUUCUACCAAUGUGACUCGAGCCUCAUCCUCGAGGUCGGAGUGGAGCUCGGUUUUCACCCGUGGUCUGAGGAGCCGCAGCACAAGCUGGAGAUCCCAAGAUAGCCACGCCGAUGCGAUCGCCAGGUGA
Triticum turgidum subsp. durum (durum wheat) is the source of this 1194-nucleotide messenger RNA. Lineage: Eukaryota; Viridiplantae; Streptophyta; Magnoliopsida; Poales; Poaceae. The record is from the annotation of a GenBank genome assembly.